AUGUUCUCCGUCGCCGCGGCUGCUCUUGUUUGUUGGACCGUGUUCUGGGCCCAGAGCUGCGUCUGUGAGGACGAUGAGGUUCUGGAGAAAACCCAGCUCGAAGACUUUUACAGAAAGGGCCUUUUCAUCCUGGAGAGUCUGCCUCUGAAGCGUUGCGUCUCGGUGGGCCGCUCCGGCCCGGUUCUGGAGGACUGCGGGCGCCCCACGAGCCGCAUGCUGUGGAAAUGGGUCUCCAGGCGCCGCCUCUUUAAUUUGGGCGCCAGCGCCUGCCUGGGCCUCAACGUCUCGGACCCGACGCGACCUCUGAGCAUGUUCGAGUGCGACGUGACCUCGCCCAUGCUGUGGUGGCGUUGCCAUGGUAACAUGAUGUACGGAGCGUCCGAGUGGAAGGUGACGGUGGCCGGGCGUUCGGUGGUGGUGAAGAAGAACAUUUACCACGAGUGGAAAAGACACGACACGCCGAGAGAAGGUCCCUGUUCCCACCCGUAUGAAGAAAUUCACACGUUAUUUGGAAACGCACAAGGAUACCCGUGCGUUUUCCCCUUUAACUACAACAACAAGUGGUACUCUGAGUGCACGACGGAGGGCCGGGAGGACCACCUCCACUGGUGCUCCACCACCGAUCGCUACGAUGGGGCUGAACGAUGGGGCUUCUGUCCGGUGGAAGCCUCGGGUUGUGAUCACUUCUGGAAGUCGAACCAGGAGCUGCAGGCGUGCUACCAGUUCAACCUGUACACCAUCCUCACCUGGACCCAGGCGCAGUCCACCUGCCAGGCUCAGGGUGGGAACCUGCUGAGCGUCACCGGCCUGGCAGAGCACAGGUACAUCAGAGAUCGGCUGGCGAGGGUCGGAGCGAUGGUGUGGAUCGGGCUGAACCACCUGAAGGACGGACACGGGUGGCAGUGGUCGGACGGAGCGCCUUUAUCUCUGGUGACCUUCAGCACAGCUCUAGCUUCCAGCCCGCUGGAGAACGACCGACAGUGCGGUGUUUACAACUCGGCCUUCGGCGGCCAGUGGCAGAGUCUGUCCUGCGAGGCGGCGCUGCCGUACAUCUGCAAGAAGACGCCGAACAUCAGCGUCAGAGCCGAGCCGAUAGAGAACUGGCAGUACGUCAGCACGGACUGCGCCGACGGUUGGUGGCCUCACAACGGGUUCUGCUACCGGGUUCUGCCGGAAACUGAAGCAGGAAGCUGGGAGGAAUCGUCCCGGGCCUGCGACUCUCGGAGGGCUAACCUCAACAGCGUCCACUUCCUGUCAGAGGUGGAGAUGCUGCUCGGCCUUCUGGGUAACUAUUCUGGGUCGGAGUUCUGGAUCGGUCUGUGGAAACCAGCAUCAUCAGCAGCUGUAGAGUGGUCCGACGGCUCACCCGUCACCCUCACCGUGUGGCACCAGUACCACCCUGUUCACAACCUGACGGACCAGAACCUCUGUACCAAAGUGGACCCGAAGAAAGGAAACUGGCUUCUGGCCUCAUGCGAGGAGCGACACCCGGCCGUGUGCAGAAGAGAAAGUCAGAGGCCCGUUCAGCCUCAAACCUGGGAUGAAGGAUGUCCUGCGGGCUGGAAGCGACACGGCCACUCCUGCUACGCUCUGACGGGUCAUGAACAGAACUACGAAGACGCGCUGAUGGGAUAUUACUGCAAAGCUCCUCUUCUCACCGUGGAAAACAGGUUCGAGCAGGCCUUUGUGAACAGUUUGCUGAGUGCGAGCGGCGCCAACAGCAGCGUGUUCUACUGGAUCGGACUCAUGGACCGGGGGAGGAAGGGGGAGUACAGCUGGCUUCCUCACAACAACUCCUCCCUGCCUCUCAGCUUCACCAACUGGAACAAACAUGAGCCCGUCAGUGCUGGGGGAUGUGUUGCCAUGUCGGGUGGACCUGCUUUGGGUCAGUGGGAGGUGAAGGACUGCCGGUCCUAUAAAGCCCUGUCGGUGUGUAAACAGAGCAUCAGCAGCUACCACGACGCCGAGCUGCCGGAGCACCACGUUGAUGCUUUCGCCCCCUGUCCUCCGGGCUGGGAAUCACACGCUGGACUGCUCCACUGCUUCAAGGUGUUCCAUGAUGAGAAGAUCCUGAUGAAGCGCUCCUGGGUGGAAGCAGACUUCUUCUGCCAGGCCCUCGGGGCCCAGCUGGCCAGUUUCCAGCACUAUGAGGAGCAGAUGUUUGUCAAACACCUCCUCAGCACCAUGUUUGAAGGAACAGCGGGCCGCUGGUUCUGGGUGGGCUUGAAUAAGAGAGACCCCGAACACCUCGGGUCCUGGGAGUGGUCCGAUGGUUCUCCGGUGGUGACGUCCUUCAUCGAGGACAAGAACGAGGACGACGAGCACCGGGCCUGCGCCGUGUACGGCGACCUGACCAACGCUCUGAUGCCGCGGCAGUGUGACACCAAACACGAGUGGAUCUGCAAACUGUCCCGAGGAGACGAACUGAUCAAACCCUACUGGUACGCUGAGCAGAGCGAGCCCUGGGUGUUUUACCGCGGAGCCGAGUACCGGCUGGCCAAGCAGCUGUUCAACUGGCACUCCGUGUCUCUCGGCUGUCAGAUGAUGGGAGGACACCUGCUGUCCCUUCACUCCACGGAGGAGCUGCACUUCAUCAAGGAGCGCCUGCGACGGUUCUCUCUGGGGCCGACCGACUGGUGGAUCGGACUUUCCUUCGGCCAACCGGGAGACGAGCUCAGGUGGAGUGACAAAACUGUGGUGGACUUCAUGAACUGGGCCGACGGAGGAGUUCAGAGGGAGGCUGGGAUGUGCGUCACCAUGUCGUCUUCAACAGGGAAGUGGUCGACCCGUAAAUGCAGUGAACUCCACGGAUACGUGUGCAGGAGGAACACGGUGUCUGUGGUGGAGACGGCCCAGGAGCCACAUUACAUCGGAGAAUGUCCGGAGAAAUGGCUCUACUUCGGACACAAGUGUCUCCUGCUUCACCUCCCUGGCACUCCAACGGAGGGGAAAAGCUGGAAAGACGCUCAGUCGAUCUGCUCCUCGUUCCAAGGCUCGCUGGUUUCCGUGGAGGACGAGAUCGAACAAGCCUACAUCACCAUGCUGCUCCAGGGCAGCUUGGUGGGGGUGUGGAUAGGUCUGCGUGACGAGGACACCAUGAAGUGGGCCAACGGGAAACCGGUCAGCUACACCAACUGGUCUCCAAUGGAACCAAAGAGCCCCAUCACUCACGAUGAGUGGCUCACUGAUGAACCUCUUUGCACCGUUCUGUCCAACAACCAGUACAUCCAUGUGACGGGGAAGUGGUACUACGAUAUUUGCAGCGAGAGCGAGUACGGCUUCGUUUGUCAGAAACCUCAAGACACGUCCAAACCCCCCACCCACACCUACCAGUACCCUCUGCCUGACAACAUUGAGUACAAGAGCCACAACUACAAGGUUGUGUCUGGCAACAUGAGCUGGUACGACGCCUUGCACAGGUGCAUACAGCACAACUUGGACCUCGUGAGCAUCACAGAUGUGUACCACCAGGCUUUCCUCACCGUCCUUGUCAACAGAUUGGAUUUACCGCUCUGGAUUGGGCUGUAUAGUCAAAACAGUGGCAUCAGUUAUCAGUGGUCAGAUGGCACCGACAUGUUGUACAUGCACUGGGACGUGGAUGACGAUGACGACGACUUUGUGACAGGGGAGUGUGUGUACAUGGACGUGAAUGGAGACUGGCGGAGAGCCGACUGUGAAACUCCGCUGUCGGGAGCUCUGUGUCACGUCCCUCCGUCAAACCGUAAACCUUUUGUCCACUGUCCGUCCACGUGGGUGAAAUUCGAACGUGGAUGUUACAACUUUGAACCUGUGGUUGAAAAACUGACCUUUGAGGAGUCGAGGCAGCACUGUAAACAUAAAGUCAACACUUCGGACGUCCUGACCAUCAAGAACGAGACGGAGAAUCUUUUUGUUCUGGAGCAUCUGUGGUCGUUGGGGUUACUUCACCACACUGUUUGGUUGGGGAUGUACUUCGACACAGACACUGAUUCCAUGGCCUGGGUCGAUGGUUCACCAAUGGACUACACCAACUGGGCCAACGAAAAACCGGACACCAAACAACUGACCGCAGACGCUUGUGUUACUACCAGAGGGGACGAUGAUGUGUGGCACCUAUCAACGUGCACGGAGCGGCUCGGCUUUAUCUGCAAAAUUCUCCCAGAUGUAAUCACUGAGGUGGAUGUGGAGCCGCUAAACGGUUCUCAUCGCAGCAUCGUUCCUGCUGCCGCGGUGGUGGCCGUCAUAAUCUUUGCCCUGCUGGCAGUGGCGGUCUGGUUUCUGUUCAGGAGGAACUCGGCUCAUUUCCGGGGCCUCCCUACGCCCGGGGGUGCUUAUUACAGACAAACGGACUCUCAGGGUACAGAGUCGGAUGGGAACGUGCUGAUCACAGACCUGGAGGCUCACUCAGGAGAAUAACACCAAAGGCUUUUUUACUGUUCACGUCUGAUUCUCUGAAUGUGUCUUGGUUUCACCAUCAGGUACAAAUGCGUGGGGGCGCCAGCUGCUUAGGAUGGUGCUGAGGUCAUCACAGGCAACAUGAACUGUAGUUUUGAUUUAUUCAAAACGCUCUAAUGCGAUAAAAGCUGCUGCCUCUGAAACAAAUAAAAAUAAAAAGGUCACUUAAAUAAAAUUGAAGAACUAACGAGCUUUACAUCUAAAAGCAUAAAGUUUAA
Molecule: messenger RNA, 4652 nt
Organism: Nematolebias whitei (Rio pearlfish)
Lineage: Eukaryota; Metazoa; Chordata; Actinopteri; Cyprinodontiformes; Rivulidae
Gene: pla2r1
Product: phospholipase A2 receptor 1
Exons: 30
Coding region: 1-4395 (1464 amino acids)
Molecular function (GO): signaling receptor activity
Source: RefSeq, a predicted model, not a curated record